Eimeria acervulina is the source of this 570-nucleotide messenger RNA. RefSeq lists its product as hypothetical. NCBI's taxonomy places the organism in Eukaryota, Apicomplexa, Conoidasida, Eucoccidiorida, Eimeriidae. Bases 1 to 570 code for a protein of 189 amino acids. The transcript has a single exon. The record is from RefSeq and is a predicted model, not a curated record.
AUGUUUUUAGAUGAUGUUUCAAGUGUAAUAAGAAGGGCAUGGAUAUCUUUCUGCCUUCCUCAGAUAAGAAAAGCUUUAGAAGAAGAAGAAGCAAUUAAAGCUGCUGCUGCUGAUGAAAGAGAAGGAGAAAGACUUGCAUCAGAGUUAAAGGCACGAACUUUUAUACGGCUUAAACAAACAAUUAAAACACUUGUAGGUCAGGUUAUAGAGCAGUAUAAGCCUCUGCAUGGAAAGACAUUCUUCAAGUACUUUACAUCUCAUGUCUUUGCUGCUGUUGAGUUCUCGUUAACUUACUGCUUAAGGCUGCUUCCUAGACCUGCAACUGCUAUAGGUGAGCUUGCCUUCCUUGCUCAAGAAGAUGCACGCUUUGAAGCUCAAAACUUCACAGAUAUGGAGCCUCAGAUACUUACACCAGACGGAACUCUUAUUUCUGCAGCUCCUCUUGCUCUCCUGCAGCAGCAGCAGCAGCAGCAACAACAACAGCAACAGCAGCAGCAGCAGCAGCAGGGGUUUCCGCAACACCACGAACAUCUGCAACGCAUCUUACAGAACACACAGGAGCAGCCAUAA